AUGAGUAACCACAGCAAUCUCCGCGUGCUUGAGGACCAAGUCCUCUGUCCCCUUUGUCUGGAGGUGUUCCGCCACCCGGUCACCACCGCCUGCGGCCACAACUUCUGCAUGACCUGCCUGCAAGGAUUCUGGGACCACCAGGCAGCCAAGGGUGAGACGCUCUAUUGCCCCGAGUGCCGAGAGAACGUCCCCUCCAGGCCGCGCCUCUGCACGAAUGCCAUCCUGGGGGAGAUGGUGGCCUGUUUCGCCCAGACCAAAUGCCAGGCUUCGGGGCCCGCGUGGAACCUGGCCGGGCCCCAGGACGUGCCCUGUGACUUCUGCGCCCCCGAGAAGCUCAAGUCCGUCAAGUGGUGCCUGCAGUGCGCGGCCUCCCUGUGCGAGAAGCACCUGCGCAGCCACUUCGAGGACCGGCUGUUCCGGGACCACCCGCUGCUGGAGCCCGUGGGGCCCCGCCAGACCCGCCUGUGCCCGAAGCACGGCCAGCUGGGGCGGCGGGACGGUCGCACGGAGGGCUGCUGCGAGUGCGCGGCCUGCCUGUCGGAGGCGCACGAGAGCCACGACGCCGCCCCGCUGGGGGACGAGCGCGCCCGCCGGGAGGUCGAGGUUCGGAAAGUCCAGGCCAACGUGGAGAACCAGAUGCUGAUCAUCGCCUCUGACAACCAGAAGCACCAGGGGCAGGUGGCCUUUCUCUCGAAUUUGAUCCAGACAACACGAGAUGAGGUGAACACCUGCUUCUCGGAGAUCAUCCAGGAGGUCCAACAGCUGCAGAUGAAGGUCUUGGACUUUGUGGAGAAAGAGGAAGCAGCCGCCCUGGGGAAGCUGGGUAGCUCCAUCCAGCAGAGCCACAACCGGCUGCUGAAGCUGGAAGGGGACAGCGUCUGGCUCCAAAACCUGCUGGCUAACCGAAAUGACCAGGAAUUUCUGCAGGAGUUCUCCAGGUUGAAGCACCUCCCAUCCGGUAUGGAACCCCUGAUGGGCACCAACUGUGAAGACACACAGAGCUUCCUCCAGCUGCCAGAGACCCUGGCUGAGCUCCGGACCCGGCUGGUGGACCUAGGGCUCAGCUUUGUCAACCAGCUCCUUCUGAAGGGCAUUAAGAUGACCACCUAUGAAGUGCUGCCCCCUGCUGUGGACAGGAAGACACUCCUCACGUGCUACUGCAACCUGAACUUCGACCCCAGCACGGCCAGCGAGGACCUGCUCCUGUUCAGAGACACCUACUCCGUGCUGAACCCGGGCAUCCUCCUGGAGCCCCUGGCCGCGGGCGGCCCCUUACCAGGCUUCAAGCAGUGGCCACAGGUACUGUGCUCACGGGGCCUUUCUGGGGGCUGCCACUACUGGGAAGCCGAGGUGUCCAACGCGUGGGUGUGCCUGGGCGUCACCUACCGCCGCAGCCCACCGCUCAGCGGCCACCCGAGCCGCAGCAUCAUCUACCUGCUGGGCCGCAAUGCCUACUCGUGGUGCUUGGAGUGGGACUCGCUCAAGUUCUCGGUGUGGCACAACAACACGCAGACGGUGCUGCACGGUGCCUACCACCGCACGCUGGGCGUGGCGCUGGACUGCAGUGCCGGCUGCCUCUCCUUCUAUGGCCUGGCGGGCGGUGUGAGCCUCCUCUACCGUUUCCUCACCGCCUUCCUCGAGCCGCUGUACCCAGCGGUCAUGGUCAGCAGCGGAGCGUCAGUCAUGCUCAAGCAGCGCGGGGAACCCAAGCAGUGCCCCGAGCCGGAGCCAUAG
Molecule: messenger RNA, 1734 nt
Organism: Carlito syrichta (Philippine tarsier)
Lineage: Eukaryota; Metazoa; Chordata; Mammalia; Primates; Tarsiidae
Product: E3 ubiquitin/ISG15 ligase TRIM25-like
Exons: 6
Coding region: 1-1734 (577 amino acids)
Molecular function (GO): protein binding
Source: RefSeq, a predicted model, not a curated record